AUGAAAAGUACUACUACUACUACUACUACUACUACUACUACUACUACUACUACUACUACUACUACUACUACUACUACUACUACUACUACUACUACUACUACUACUACUACUACUACUACUACUACUACUACUACUACUACUACUACUACUUACACUACUACUACUUACACUACUACUUACACUACUACUACUACUACUACUUACACUACUACUACUGCUACUACUACUACUACUACUACUACUACUACUACUACUUACACUACUACUACUACUACCACCACCACCACUACUACUACUACUACUACUACUGCUACUACUACUACUUACACUACUACUACUACUACUACUACUACUACUACUACUACUACUACUACUACUACUACUACUCACACUACUACUACUACUACUCACACUACUACCACUACUACUACUCACACUGCUACUACUACUACUACUUACACUACUACUACUACUUACACUACUACUACUACUUACACUACUACUACUACUAAUUAUGCUACUACUACUACUACUACUACUACUACUACUACUACUACUACUACUACUACUACUACUACUCACACUACUACCACUACUACUACUACUACUACUACUACUACUACUACUACUACUACUACUACUACUACUCACACUACUACCACUACUCACACUACUACUACUACUACUACUACUACUACUACUCACGCUACUACUGCUAACAAUAAUAACAAUAAUGAUAAUAGUCUUCAAGGAGACAUACAAUGUACUAUGCAGUCAAGUGAAACUGCUUCACUUGCUCUUUCCGACACUUCAACUAGACGUAAUAAUCAAUGA
Molecule: messenger RNA, 834 nt
Organism: Heterobilharzia americana
Lineage: Eukaryota; Metazoa; Platyhelminthes; Trematoda; Strigeidida; Schistosomatidae
Source: the annotation of a GenBank genome assembly